UGUUUUCCAAAUUUGUGAAAGUUUGACGUAGUAGGUAGAGGAAGGACAAAUCAACAUGUUCUGAUGUUUCUGACGUAACCCGUUUGACUAGCGGUAAUAGGGUAGAUGAAAUGUGACAUUAUAAUCACUGUACGAUUCUAUUAUGAGAAGUAAUACACUAUCAUCCUAGGCAUUUCUGUGCAUUUGUAAACUUGACCCACUACUGAUAAUAAAUCUAAAUUUAUGGUGUCAAUAAUAGUUAGCUAGAGAUAUGUACUGUAGUCAUGUUAGUGCUGAUAUAAAGCUGCGGACAUGGACGUAGCUCAACAUACAUUCCAAGCACCACUUGCAGUGCCACCUAUUUCAUCAGGUGUGGAUAAGACUCCUAUGCUUCAGCAACAAUCAGUAAUACAGUCAAAUCAACAGCUGCAACAGCAGUUGCAGUCAAUGCAUGAUAGUGAAGAUAGGGAUGGCCAUAAAAGGAGGGAAAUACUUACACGUAGGCCAUCUUAUAGGAAAAUUCUGGAUGACUUGUCAGUAGAAGGUCCAGUAAAAAUGGAGAAUUAUGAAGAUAACGGUAGUAGUAAUGCAUCGAGUCCAUCAACAGAUGAAAAUUCCAUUAACGAAAAACAAUAUCAAAGUAUGCAAUUAAACGGAGUUGUACCACAACAAGGUGUUGGACCAAACAAUGUUGUUCAAUAUUCUGAAAACCAGCCUGCUGACAACGCACAAUAUAUAAUCACUACUCAAGGACCUGGAAAUAAAAUACAAGCAUAUACGAUAAAAGGACAGCUACCAGUUGGGUUAGACAGUACAUCAAUUGCUUCUCCACAACAACUGGCUGAAGAAGCCAAUAGGAAGCGAGAAUUGCGAUUAUAUAAAAACAGGGAGGCAGCGCGAGAAUGCCGUCGUAAAAAGAAGGAGUAUGUAAAAUGUCUCGAAAACAGAGUUGCUGUACUAGAAAAUCAAAAUAAAGCAUUAAUAGAAGAACUUAAAUCACUAAAGGACUUGUACUGCAGUAAGGAAAACUAACCUAUGCUAAUCAAUUCUUCUUUUUCUUGACAUACCUAAUUAUAUAUAUAUAUAUAUACAUAGAAAAUUUAUUAUGCUUGGAAACAAACGCUUAAUUUACGUGUACAUAAGUUUUAUGCAAACAAUUUUUAUGCUUUAAUGUACUUGUCAAUUUUUUGAAUUACCUGUGUUUCUAAACAAGCCCUGGCUAACAUAAUAGGCAGGUAAUAAGAGGGACGACUCUCAUUUUAUAUCUUAUGACUGUGAAGUAAUAGGGAACUUUUGGCAAAUCAACAGCUUCUUCCCUUAGUCUCCAACGUAUUAUUUGUUGGUUUUGACGAAACUGUGGACCAAAUCAAUCUAUGUCUGUGAAUAUAAAUAGAGUAUAUUUAUGUGAUAUUUAUUUUUAAUACAUUGUAACUUUUUUUGAAAUUAUAAGUAAGCUUUCCCCAGUCCCCCUGCAUGUAAUGAAGAAGACUAUAAAGUAUAGGGGACUGUGGAAAGCGAUUCUUCUAGUUGUUGUUUUUCUAUUGUUAAACGAAAGGUUGUUUUGAAUGUGUACAUAGUCCAGUGUAGAUUAAAUACAUGUAUAUUUCUUA
Messenger RNA from Hydractinia symbiolongicarpus, 1589 nucleotides. RefSeq names its product cyclic AMP-responsive element-binding protein-like. The record is from RefSeq and is a predicted model, not a curated record. Gene Ontology annotation, cellular component: nucleus; transcription regulator complex. The transcript has 6 exons. The coding region runs from base 292 to 1011 and encodes 239 amino acids. Gene Ontology annotation, molecular function: protein binding; DNA-binding transcription factor activity, RNA polymerase II-specific; RNA polymerase II cis-regulatory region sequence-specific DNA binding. NCBI's taxonomy places the organism in Eukaryota, Metazoa, Cnidaria, Hydrozoa, Anthoathecata, Hydractiniidae. Gene Ontology annotation, biological process: regulation of transcription by RNA polymerase II.